AUGGAUUUCGACGAAAUACGGACGUUCUUACACACCAAACAGUACCCAGAUUGGUGCACUGGAGAUCGGGGUAAAAAGGCGAACUUCCGACAGAAGGCUGGAAACUACAAGAUUGUAAAUUCGGAGCUAUUCUACCUGCAUAAGACAACGAGGAAUGACUCCAAACAAGUUCGCGACUUACGAGUUGUGCUAGACGAGAAGGAACGGCAAAAAAUAGUGACGAUGUGCCACGAAGGGUGUAACACUUCAACUGAAGCACAGACUAUUGGCGGACACAUCGGAAGAGAUAAGACUCUCAUCAAAAUAUUGGAGAGGUUUUGGUGGCCUGGUGUCAAGAAUGAUGUUAAGACCCACGUGUCGAGUUGCGAUAGAUGCCAGCGGGCGAGUACUAGAUUCCAGAAGACAGCACCACACAUGACUUCAGUUCCGAUUCCGGGAAUGCCAUGGAAGCAAGUUGGAUUGACAUCUGCUCUCUACAAACGACACCCGACGGCUACAACUGUAUGGUGGUCAUGGUCGAUUACUUCACUAAGUGGAUUGAAGCGAAACCUCUGCAGAACAAAACGGCGAAGAGCGUUGCAGUCUUCAUCUAUCAGACUACAUGUCGACAUGGUGUACCCAGAGUCCAGAUUAAUGACCAAGGCAGAGAGUUCGUCAACAAGGUCUCAGAAGAACUGCGUGCACUAACUGGUGUACAGCAAAGGAUCACCAAUGCCUAUCAUCCCCAGGCGAAUGGACUUGUAGAGAGAAACAACAGGACCAUUCAGACAUCUCUACUGAAGGUGCUAGAAGGAAGGAACGAAGAGUGGCCGAAGGCUUUACCUGGCGUUCUGUUCGCCUUCAACACAAGUCGUCAGAAGUCUACAGGGUUUAGUGCCUUCUAUCUGAUGUAUGGUCGGAAUGCAGUCCUCCCCGUGGGCAUUGUAGGUGACACCCAAGACGAAGAGAUGGAAAAACCCGCUGAGGAUUAUGAAUCAACGUCUCUGCAAGCUCGCCUCCAGUCGAUUAGUUACGUUCAGGAUAUUGUUUACCCAACAGCCUCGGACAAUAUCACCACGGCACAGGACCGCCAACAGCGCGACUACAGAAACGCCAUUCAAGGAAGACCUCAUUUACGCAAGGAGACCUCGUCCUGGUAUGGAAUUCCAGACGUGCAGACCGGAAGGGUGGCAAGAGCGUGGAUCCGUGGAAUGGACCGUACAUCGUAACAAAGAGUAUCGGUCAAGGCCUGUACGAAGUCGGGCCAUCUCCAAAGAAGUAAGCGGAACUGAAAAGCACCAUAGGACAAUCCGCUCACAAGUAGUUCAAGUUCUCGGUGAUGAACGCUAUAGCAAGCACUUCCAGGGUUACUCUGGCCACCCGGAUAUGACAGCAUACUUGUUGGCGAGUGAUAUGGACAAUAAUGCAGUUUGGGCCACAGACAUUGAGAUUGUUGCCGUGGCUUCCAUGUUAAAUACACCAGUAGUCAUACACACAGAAGAUCGCCAAGGCCAGCGACGCUGGAUGCGGUACGAACCCUUGUGCGUUGUACCACCCCUCAUGGACUCUUAACUGUAUGAUAUACCUCACAAAUUACAAUGAACACUUUAAUCGUGUAAUGUAGUCAUAUAUGAAUCUGAAAUGUAUGCUUUCUGACAUGUUGACGUCAUUGUUUAUUUUCUAUUACCUGUGUUCGUGAAAACAUGGAAAAUAACCCCACAAGUUAGUCUGUGUUAAGGCUAAAGUUAGUCUGUGUUAUG
Messenger RNA from Gigantopelta aegis, 1739 nucleotides. RefSeq lists its product as uncharacterized. Lineage: Eukaryota; Metazoa; Mollusca; Gastropoda; Neomphalida; Peltospiridae. The coding region runs from base 1 to 687 and encodes 228 amino acids. The record is from RefSeq and is a predicted model, not a curated record. The transcript has 3 exons.